UUAAAUGCUUCACCGUUUGCUUUUGUUAAAUUACAAGGAACAUUAUCUUUAACAUAAAGCAACAAUCCUAAUAUAGUCUGUAGCACAUACAAGAAGAUAUAUAAUACACUGAUACUUGGUUCAGUUGCCUGGAAAAAUGGCUGCGGGAAGGAAUCGACUUGUCUUCAGCUUGUUGGUACAACACUUUGUGCUGCUACAAGGAGCCAAGAUCCUGACAGUAUGCUUUUUAGGUGGAAGUCAUUAUCUCUGGAUGGAUAGAAUUUCACAUGUUCUUCACGACAAUGGUCACAAAGUAACAAUGUUCCGUCAGCUUGCAGAUGGAUUGCUACCAGAUUACCAGAUGCAGGAGAGCCCUUACAGAGUCAUCACCUGGUCCCUGGAUGAGGAAUAUCUGAAAGAAUUUAGUGAGUUUUUCAGAGAGAGCAAAUAUAACUUUAAGGGAAGCGAUGAGCUUUCUUCUUAUUUGGCCUUCCUAACCCAUAUGUCACGGCAGUGCAAUAUGGUAUUUAACCAGAAGUCCAUCAUGAACCUAUUAAAGAAGGAGAAGUAUGAUAUUGCAGUGAUAGAUUCUUUCAAUCCUUGUUCCUUUCUGGUGUCUGAGAAGUUAGGAAUCCCCUUCAUUGCUAUUCACACCUUGGCAGUUAAGAAUGCUUGGCAUUCAGGAAUACCAAACCAGCUGUCCUAUAUGCCAGUGUAUCAGUCCCAAUUUACGGACCACAUGGACUUCUUUGAACGGGUGAAGAAUGUUUUUAUGUACAUUGACUCAGCUGUAUUGGAGAGAAAAAUUCACUCAUUGUUUGAUGAUGUCAUUGAAGAACAUUUCCCAGUAGGUUCUAGACCAUCCCUUGUAGAACUCAACAAGAAAACAGUACUCUGGAUGUAUAAUACAGAUUUUACCCUUGAAUUUCCUCAUCCCUUUUUUCCAAAUGUUCUGUACAUUGGAGGUUUAUUGGCAAAACCAGCAAAGCCUGUUUCAGAGGAAUUGGAACACUUUAUCUCUCAGUCAGGAGAGCAUGGGUUUAUCAUUGUGACAUUUGGCUCAAUGAUAGCGUCCAAUCCUCUUACUGAGUUUGUAAAGGAAAUGAAUGACGGGUUUGCAAAUAUUCAGCAAAAAGUAAUCUGGCGAUAUCGAAUAUCAGAGUGGCCGAAAGAACUGCGAUUGGCUCCAAAUGCUAAAAUAAUGAAUUGGAUUUCUCAGAAUGAUCUCCUGGGACACCCAAAGGCUCGCCUUCUGGUCACUCAUGGAGGAAUAAAUAGCGUGCAGGAAGCUAUCUAUCAUGGGGUACCUAUGGUGGCAAUCCCUCUUUUUGGAGAUCAGUUUGACAAUGCAGUUCGGAUAAAAGCAAAACAUUUGGGAACAUUUAUUCCAUCAGAGGAACUCAAAGCUGAGAAAUUGGCAAAUGCAAUUAGGCACAUAAUAGGAGAUGAAAGCUACAAGAACUCAACAUUGUACCUAAGCCUGAUACAUAGAUCACAGCCUUUUCCAAAGGACCAACAAAUAUUGCGAUGGGUGGAGCACAUUGUAACAGUUGGUGGAACCAAUCACCUUAUUCCAUAUUCCUACCAGCAACCCUUGUAUCAGCAGUAUCUUCUGGACGUUGUUCUAUUUGUGUGUGUGUGCUUCAUUGGGGCCUGUUACCUCAUUGUGAUGCUACUGAAGAUAUUCAUCCAAAAUCUUUGCUCGGUCAGAAAGUUAAAACAAAAUUAAAGGUGUUGGUCACCUUUAAAGUAACUGCAGAGAGUGAUAUUCUAAGACAAUUUGCA
Messenger RNA from Xenopus laevis (African clawed frog), 1764 nucleotides. Its product is annotated as UDP-glucuronosyltransferase 3A1. The transcript has 8 exons. The record is from RefSeq and is a predicted model, not a curated record. NCBI's taxonomy places the organism in Eukaryota, Metazoa, Chordata, Amphibia, Anura, Pipidae. The coding region runs from base 137 to 1708 and encodes 523 amino acids.